Messenger RNA from Mustela erminea (ermine), 1773 nucleotides. It is a transcript of the gene DDX25, whose product is annotated as DEAD-box helicase 25. The record is from RefSeq and is a predicted model, not a curated record. NCBI's taxonomy places the organism in Eukaryota, Metazoa, Chordata, Mammalia, Carnivora, Mustelidae. Gene Ontology annotation, biological process: poly(A)+ mRNA export from nucleus. Gene Ontology annotation, cellular component: nucleus; cytoplasmic stress granule. Gene Ontology annotation, molecular function: RNA helicase activity; ATP binding; RNA binding.
GGUGGUCGAGGGCGCGUCAGCCCGCCCCCGGAGGAAGCUCAUUGGCCGCAGGAUGGAGCCGGGCACUGCCUCGUGCCGGGGGAGGGCGCACGUGCUGGGGGCGGGAGCUGCGAUCGCGGCUAUGGCGUCGUUACUUUGGGGAGGCGACGCCGGGGCGGCGGAGAGCGAGCGGCUGAACAGUCAUUUUUCAAACCUCAUCCAUCCCCGGAAGAACCUUCGGGGCAUUAAGAGUUCUACAGUCCCAAACAUAGAUGGUUCUAUUAAUAAUACGGAAGAAGAUGAUGAAGAUGUAGUGGAUUUGGCAGCUAAUUCACUCUUAAACAAGUUAAUCCGACAGUCCUUAGUAGAAUCCAGUCACCGAGUUGAAGUCUUACAGAAGGAUCCCAGCUCUCCACUCUACUCAGUGAAAACGUUUGAAGAGCUGCGGCUGAAGGAAGAGCUAUUAAAAGGGAUCUAUGCAAUGGGAUUUAACAGACCAUCCAAAAUCCAAGAGAUGGCUCUCCCUAUGAUGCUGGCCCACCCACCCCAGAACCUCAUAGCCCAGAGCCAGUCUGGAACAGGAAAAACAGCUGCUUUUGUCUUGGCAAUGCUAAGCAGAGUCAAUACCUUGGAAUUGUUCCCACAGUGCCUCUGCCUAGCUCCUACUUAUGAACUGGCUUUGCAGACUGGUCGCGUGGUCGAACGGAUGGGAAAAUUCUGUGUGGAUGUUCAAGUGAUGUACGCCAUUCGAGGGAAUCGCAUUCCCAGAGGCACGGACAUCACCAAACAGAUUAUAAUUGGCACUCCUGGGACUGUUCUAGAUUGGUGUUUCAAGCGAAAAUUAAUUGACUUGACUAAGAUUCGUGUGGUUGUCCUGGAUGAAGCGGAUGUGAUGAUUGACACACUAGGAUUCUCAGAUCAGAGCAUUCGGAUUCAGAGAGCUUUACCUUCUGAGUGCCAGAUGCUCCUCUUUUCAGCGACCUUUGAGGACUCUGUGUGGCAGUUUGCAGAGCGAAUCAUUCCAGACCCUAAUGUUAUUAAGUUACGAAAAGAGGAGCUGACCCUGAAUAACAUCCGACAGUAUUACGUGUUGUGCGAGAGUAGGAAAGACAAGUACCAAGCCCUGUGCAACAUCUACGGUGGCAUCACCAUCGGGCAGGCCAUCAUCUUCUGCCAGACUCGUCGAAAUGCCAAGUGGUUGACUGUGGAGAUGAUGCAGGACGGCCACCAAGUGUCUCUGUUAAGCGGAGAGCUGACCGUGGAUCAGCGAGCCUCCAUCAUUCAGAGGUUUCGGGAUGGGAAAGAGAAAGUUCUUAUAACGACCAAUGUCUGUGCUCGAGGGAUCGAUGUGAAGCAGGUCACAAUUGUCGUGAACUUUGAUCUCCCUGUAAACCAAGCUGAGGAGCCAGAUUAUGAGACUUACCUUCACCGCAUAGGGCGGACAGGACGCUUUGGGAAAAAGGGCCUCGCCUUCAACAUGAUUGAAGUGGAUAAGCUGCCCUUGCUCAUGAAAAUCCAGGAUCACUUUAACAGCAGCAUUAAGCAACUUGAUCCUGAAGACAUGGAUGAAAUUGAAAAGAUUGAAUAUUGAAGACAGAACUUUGUUGCUUGUGAAAUAUCUAGUUUAUGUGAGAAUGUCCCAGUGGGUUUCGAAGGUAAUUUUUUCUGUUUGGGCUUUUUCAAAGUGAAACUGUUAAAUAUGGCAAAAUAAAUGUCAUGGUACCUUAGUCUUAAGACCUGAGGAACCAGAUUGGUGUGAAGCACAUGAUCUUUUUGAAUAAAAAAUCGAGAUUA